AGUAAAAGUCAGUAGUGGAGGGUUUGGGUUUGACCAACUCUCUCUCUCUCUCUCUCUAACUCACUCCAUCAUCUUCUUUACUACAUUCAUUCAUUCAUUUCUCUCAGUCUCUCUUUGUGUUGCCUUUGAGUUUGGCGUUUCUGUCCCACCCUGCACGCACCUAACUCUCUCUCUCUCUCUCUCUCUCUUGUUGGUGGCAUACCCAGAUUAAUCCAGAACACAAGACUAAUCAUCUUUCUUUCGAUUUCCAUACAGAUCUAAUAAGCCCCCCUCCUUUGUCCUUGUUGCUUCAGUGAGUCAGUCAUGUUUUGUACUUUGUGCUGUUACUUGAUCUAAAGGUCUGUCUUUUUCUUUUGGAAAAGUCUAAAGUUCUAGAGUUGAUGGACUGGAAACCAAGUAGUGAUCGAAAUCGAAGUUGUGGGACUACAUGGUGGAAUACAGGAUCAAAUUUCUGGACUUGGGCGGGUAUUAUUGACACCUGGUCUUUGUCGACGGAGAAGUGAGAUAUUGUAUUUAGUUGUUGAAACAAUGGGAGGGAUAUGCUCGAGGAGAUCGACUGUUGAGCAUGCUCCCAGUGGAAGUUUACCACCUAAUGGUAAUCAAGAUGAACAUGAUGCUUUUGGAAUAAAAUCCAAGACAAAUGAUGAUGUUUUGACACCUCCACCCAAUGGGGAACGCAUGGAGAAACAGUUACAAGAACCAGUUGCAUUUCAAGAGAUGAGUAGAAAUGCAUAUGCCACCAAUCAGAAUGAUAUUGAUGAUGGAAUCCCACGGCUAGAUAGGGCCCUUUCACACAAAUCUAGGUCGACGAAAUUGAGGCCUGCUGCAGUAGCUAAGCAGGUUUCAGAGGUUAGCUCGCUUUUGGGCAGAGCUGGUACUGCCGGGCUUGGGAAGGCAGUGGAGGUUUUGGACACUCUUGGAAGUAGUAUGACAAAUCUGAACCUCAACAGUGGAUUUGUUUCUGGCGUUGCAACAAAAGGCAAUAAGAUAUCAAUUUUGGCUUUUGAAGUGGCAAACACAAUUGUCAAGGGUGCUGCUCUUAUGAACUCCCUUUCAAAGGAAAACAUUAAACAUCUAAAAGAAGAAGUACUUCCUUCAGAAGGUGUACAGCAUUUGGUAUCGAAAGAUAUGGACGAACUCCUAAGGAUUGCUGCUGCUGAUAAGAGGGAGGAAUUGAAAAUAUUUUCAGGUGAAGUUAUCCGAUUUGGGAACCGUUGUAAAGAUCCUCAAUGGCAUCACUUAGAUCGGUAUUUUGAGAGGCUGGCUUCAGAACUUGCCCCUCAAAGGCACCUCAAAGUGGAAGCCGAAACAGUCAUGCAUCACUUGAUGACUUUGGUUCAGAAUACAGCUGAAUUGUAUCAUGAGUUGCAUGCCUUGGAUAGAUUUGAACAAGAUUAUCGUCGUAAGCUUCAGGAAGAGGAUAACUCAAAUGUUGCUCAAAAAGGAGAUAGUCUUGCGAUUUUAAGGGCUGAGCUAAAAAGCCAGAGGAAACAUGUAAGAGGUCUGAAGAAAAAAUCUCUAUGGUCAAGAAUUUUGGAAGAGGUAAUGGAAAAGCUUGUAGACAUCGUCCACUUCUUACAUCUAGAAAUUCAUGAAGCAUUCAGCACUGCUGAUAAUGAUAAACUAGUGAAAGAAUCUGUGAACAAUCAUGAGAGAUUGGGUCCUGCUGGUCUUGCUUUGCAUUAUGCGAAUAUAAUAACGCAAAUUGAUACCCUUGUAUCUCGAUCGAGUUCUGUGCCUCCAAAUACUAGGGAUAAUUUGUACCAGGGAUUGCCACCUACUGUGAAGUCAGCUUUACGCUCCAAGCUACAGUCAUUUCAAGUCAAGGAAGAGCUCACUGUUCCACAAAUCAAGGCUGAAAUGGAGAAAACUUUGCAGUGGCUUGUUCCAAUUGCUACAAACACUACCAAGGCUCAUCACGGUUUCGGUUGGGUUGGAGAAUGGGCUAAUACAGGAUCGGAUGUAAACCGAAAACCAUCUGGGCAAACCGAAUUAAUUCGAAUUGAAACACUGCACCAUGCAGAAAAGGAGAAGACUGAAUCUUAUAUACUUGAACUGGUAGUAUGGCUUCACCACCUAGUUAGUCAAUCAAGAUAUGGCCCCAAUGGUGGAAUCAGAUCUCCCAUCAAAUCACCAAUUCGAUCACCGAACCAAAAGACAUUUCAGUUAUCCUCACAUAAACCUAGCCCACCAUCACCACUGCUAACGGAUGAAGACCAGCAAAUGCUGCGAGAUGUGAGUAAAAGGAAACUGACUCCUGGAAUUAGCAAGAGCCAGGAGUUUGAUAAGACCAGAUUGAGCAAGCACUGUAGAUUAAGCAAGAGUAAUAGUCAUUCACCAACUACUGGAUUUAAUAAGGAGUUCUUCCCAAUUAGAAGGGUGCCAGCAGUCCCAGUCAUCGAUUUUGAUAUCGACAGGAUCAAAGCUCUGGAUGUCAUUGACCGAGUUGAUACCCUGAGAAGUUUAUAGCAUCUGUUUGAUUUGUACAAGAGCUGAUGAUUUGGCGCAGAAGACAAGGCAGUGUGUACUUUUAUUGCCUGCAUAUUUGUACAAGAGCUCUGAUGAUUUGACGCAGAAGAGAAGGCAGUGCGUACUCUCACGACUGCAGUCGAUGUAAUCCUGCUGUAGUUUCUUCUUGUUACGUGUGCCGCGUCGGAGUUAUGUAAAGGGUCUGAGGUGAUCUGAGUGAUAAGAGGUAUGCCGUUUGUAAGAUAAAGAUAAAUUUACAAGGGUGAUGUUCGAUACUACUCUGUGGUUACGGGUUGAAUGAUGAAGGGGUACUCCUUGCUGUACAUAAGAGGGUUUUCAUUGUCGGGAAGUAAAAAAAAAAAUACACCUUUGCUUCGGAUAGUUUUCAUUAGUUAUUAUCAUAUAUGUAAAUCAAUGAGUACUAGUUCAGUAAGCUCAUGCAUCUCGUUCAUAUGAUUUUCCAUAACUGUUUCGUGCCAUGAUAUUUGCACUUGACAAAAUAAUUUUGUGAAUUAAGAAAUGACUGCAGUGAAA
Messenger RNA from Papaver somniferum (opium poppy), 3003 nucleotides. RefSeq lists its product as uncharacterized. The record is from RefSeq and is a predicted model, not a curated record. NCBI's taxonomy places the organism in Eukaryota, Viridiplantae, Streptophyta, Magnoliopsida, Ranunculales, Papaveraceae. The transcript has 14 exons. Gene Ontology annotation, biological process: positive regulation of growth. The coding region runs from base 529 to 2469 and encodes 646 amino acids.